Molecule: messenger RNA, 321 nt
Organism: Neurospora tetrasperma FGSC 2508
Lineage: Eukaryota; Fungi; Ascomycota; Sordariomycetes; Sordariales; Sordariaceae
Exons: 4
Coding region: 1-321 (106 amino acids)
Source: RefSeq, a predicted model, not a curated record
AUGGAACCUGACAAAUCCAUCUGCAAAGGACGACCGAAAAAGCAAACCAUUGGCAUCCAGGUUUGUCGGGCAUACGAGCAGUCUGACACAUCGAUGCGGUCUGUCUGUCAGCGGCGCAAAUGUUGUAUCCCAUCACUGAUCUUCACUAUCACAUCAGGGCCCAAACUCUUUUCGAACUUUUCAAGUCUCGGAGCCAGAGACAUUGAUGCUUCCACAGCACCACGCUCCGUCCUCCGACUCCGUCCUCCGACUCCGUCCUCCGACUCCGUCCUCCGACUCCGAACAGUCAGGGCAGUCCUGAGUCAUCCGCCGAACGCCUAG